AUGCCAACACUCUCGGCAGGAGUCAUGUUUCACCGGCACGACCCCAGAAAAGAAAAAAGCACUCGAAGAUAUCGCCGUGCGCAGUCAGGCGGGAGGCUUCCCAUAUACAAUUCUCGUCCCAAGAUAUGGGGUCCCGCAGCUGCGGCCAACACAGCCACCGGUUCCUGCAUGCGCUCUGCACGCCGAAUACCAAUUUUGGAUCGCGAGAGCUGCAAGCCCGCGUGGACAGGCAGGCAUGGCAAACGGGACUGGAAUCAGGCCUUUGUGUGCCCCCAUCAGAAUCGUCUGUUUAUACAUUUUGUCGAGGCUGAGGGAACCACUCUUCCUGCUACGUGCGGUGUUGGUGGCAGGCCUUUCGCAAGGAUGAUGCUGCUGCUACUAUACAGCAGAGUUCCCAGCAUCUCGCCUCCCGCAAUACGAGAAGAGAUGAGUUUGGUUCGGAGGGUCUUUCUUUCUGCGCUUCUCGCAGGGUUGGGAACGAGGUCGGCAGCGAUACCCGCGCGCUUCAGCAACAUUACCCAUGUUUCAGCGACACACCACACGUCUGCUGCCACUCCAGCGUAUAGCGAAAUCACCAACGCUGCGAACUCCUUAUUACUGCACAAUGUGGGACAGCCUCCAGAAACUAUACCUGCUUUCAACCCGAUAGCGACGAACUUGGAAAACUGCCAUCAGAGCAGGACAGAAGCAGUCGAUCACAACGUCAAUCCCACGGCCACCGGGGCAUCAGCCUCACAAAGCUCGACAACUAUCCAUGCUUCCAACUUGGCAACGGGCUGGAACGCUUCCGAGCAACUGGGCACCGCCACUCACGGACGACCGCUGCACCUGUCAACGUUGCCAAAAAAUGGCCAUGCGUCAGCCUCUCACACCAGAGUGGGCUUAGCCGCUAUACUUUUAGAGCCCGCCACAGUUACUUCUGUGCAUGUACCAACCCCACAAACCACUCCUGGCGGCAGUGAACAAAAUGUAGACCCUUCCUCCCUGUCGUCUGCUACUAGUAAACAAUCACAUCACACGACACCUGGUCCUCUUUCUCAGACCGCGGUCUCUGACGGCCGCAGACAAAUGGACAACGACAACGACGAUACGAAUAAUGCUAUUACGACCGCUAACACACGACCAACCUCUAUCAUGGUCAACGACAUGGAUUCUAGUGAUGGUGUAGGGAAGCUGGUCUCUGCUGUUGGAGAUGUCGCCACCCUAUCUGGAGCAGAUGCAAAGGUCCUUACUCAAGCUCCCACAGCUUCAGCAGAUGCUACAAAUGCUCUGGAUGUGCUGCUGUCUGCUCUACCAAGCAGUGUAGCGGAAUCAUUGGAGUCGCAAUUCAGCGCCACUGCCACCGAAGUCUCGACAACGAGGCCGAGUUCGAGACCUACGACCAGACCUACGACCAGAACGAGGCCUGUAUCAACGACCUCAACUUCAGCCUCCUCAAUACCGACAUCGAGCUCAUCAACAAUCACAUCAAGCUCGACAACCUUUACAAUAAGCACACGAUCCACAAGCAACACGAUCAGCAGCACCUCCUCCUCUCCAAGCUCAACAUCAACCAACGCACCCCCAACCGACUCCAACUCCAGCCGCCUCGAAAACAACGCCGUAGCAGGCAUAGCCACCGGCGUAACAGCCGGCGCCGUCCUCAUCAUCCUCGCCGUCGUCUUCUUCCUCCGCCGCCGGCAACAAGGAAAACCGUUCUUCGGCCCACGAGCCUCCCAACGCUCCAAGACCAGCGGUCGAGCAUACCCCGAAAUCGCCUGGCUCUACGAUCCCGCACCCACCCCGCCCAACGAACCCUCCUCCUCGCAUCACCAGGGAGAGGAAUCCGCAUCAUCUCUCCUCCCGCAAGUGCGAGAACCGGAAAUGGCUGCCAUGGCCGCGGCGCCGUUGGGAAGCAAUCCUUACCGAAGUCCUGAGCUGAGACCUGCCGCCGGGCCCGAGAGUCCUCUGCUCCCGCCGAAUAUGCCUGCCGCGAGGGAUGAGAGCCCUGGUGGAUCGCCGAGUGGUUCGCCUAGGAGUAGUUCGCAGAGUCCGAGGCGGUCGGCGAGGAGUUCGGUGAAUUCGAGUGCGGGCGAUGGGAGGAGGCCGCUGCAUGCGAUCUUUGAGGAGGGUCAUGCUCAGUGA
Molecule: messenger RNA, 2124 nt
Organism: Zasmidium cellare ATCC 36951
Lineage: Eukaryota; Fungi; Ascomycota; Dothideomycetes; Mycosphaerellales; Mycosphaerellaceae
Exons: 3
Coding region: 1-2124 (707 amino acids)
Source: RefSeq, a predicted model, not a curated record